CCUCGCGUCGCUCCCGCAAAGUAUGGUGCCGCCUAGACUUCUGUGUAGAGAAAGCAAAGGGUCUAACUAUGACGCCUCGGCCCUCGUGCGAGCGAGUGGAGAAGCUUAAUCGACCCGAGCCCAUGUGACUCAACUUACAUUACGUUGUGGCUACGGCAGCACAGAGUGACAAUCCAUCCAUCCCAUCCAUGUCCUCCGCGCCCACUGCAGCUGAACCUGUAACCCCACCCCGCCCACACUCCACACCACACCCACUCUACAUACUCUGCACACACUGCACACUACUCGAACCUCAACAAAUAGUCCCUCUCUUCCAUGUCAUCUUACCAAAUCGACGCCGGAAUAAGUCAUUACGAGUAUGGCAUGCACACCAGCACGAACUUUAUCCCCUGCGACGACGUCGGAUCAAGAAGCCAUCACACAGCUCGAAAAGGACUUUCCAAAACUUGAUGGUGCACUAAUUGCACCCAUCUACUAUGACACGCGCUGCGUUGCUACCGCGCGCGCGACGCUAGAGAUCUUGUAUGUCACCAUCGACGACGAAGCGAGCAGCGGCGGGAGUGGUGGGAUCUCGCCAGCAAAUAGCUGUCCCGAGUGGGGAGAGGGCGGCGGAGAUUGGACGAGUGAGUCGGACCCGACUACUGGCUCAUUAGCGAGUUUGAAUCUGGGGUUCGACGAAGAGGAAGAGGAGGAAGAGGAAGAGGGGGAUGUGGGGCAUUUGAGAAUGAUGUUUCCGACCAUGAGCAGGUUCUCGCUCGAGAAUGCGCUUCGAAAGGCUAGUGGCGAUCUCGAGCGCGCGACCGAUGAACUGCUGAAUCGUGUGUCUCUCGAGGAGGAUGGGGAGACGGGGAAGGGGAUCGAUGGGUUCGGCGAGGAGGUGAUGUUCCAACGGAAGAAGCGGAAGGGGAAGGGAAGAGCGACGGCGCCGGGUCUGCAGAGAAGGAUGAGUCUCCCACCGGAGGGUACGGAGAAUACUCCUGUCGCACAGAGGGUGUCUGUUUGGGACAAGAAGAACGAGGAGAUCGGAUAUAUCUCCACAUGCCUGGGGAUACCGAAGACCGUAGUGGCUUCCACCCAUCAUGCGAAUGGGGGCUCGGUGCCCCGGACGAUAGCGACGCUGUUGGAUGCGCACGGAGGGGAGGCUGUGGCUGAUGGAGAGGAGCACCUGGCCGAGUUGAACGAGUUGGUGCAGGAGUUCGGCGGCGAAGUCAAGGCCGAGUACCUCGAUCGGUUGUUACGGCUAUGCAAGGACAACAAGAUUGCCGUCUUCCAGUUUGGCGAGCAGCUCCGGCGGGGAUCGCUCGCAGUACUCGGGCUGCGUCAAGUCUCGGCCGCCUCGUCACCGCGCAAGCCUGCCCCUGCAAGAUCUGGGCCCACAAGACUUACCCACGAUGAUGGCUCGACCUGGACGGUAAUUGGCACAUCUCUGCAGGCAACCCAAGCUACCUCUCCCACCUACCACCGGCCACUCAACUACGCCACAUCAGCACAGCUAGCCGGAGUCUACCGCCACGCCCGCAACGAGGCGUUCCAAAAAGCGGCUGCAUCCCACCGUCGGUCGAAAUCCGACAGGCUCAUGGGGGGAGUGGCGGCCGUUUACGCCGACCAAGGGCACGAGUACCACGCGCGCACGAAGGAGUACGAAAACCGUGCUGCCGAGCAGUAUGUCAUUGAGAACAGUGGCGAUGGCGUGCUCGAUUUGCACGGUGUUACGGUGUCGCAGGCGGUUAAAAUCGCCAAUGAGAGGACGACGCGGUGGUGGGCCGAGGCGCAGCCCGAUGCCUACGGUCGUGGGUUCCAGCCCUUCCGUAUCGUCACCGGAAUGGGCCGGCACAGUGCCAAUGGCGAGGCGAAGCUAACGCCGGCUGUCAGCAAGAUGCUGCAGCGCGGGGGAUGGAAAAUCGGCGUUGGGCGCGGUGAGAUCCUUGUCUAUGGAGUUCAGAAAUAAUGAUGCGGUAUCGAAUGAGUAAUGUUUGUGUUCUCUCUUUUAUUCAUUCAUUUGGACGCCUAUCUUCCGUCAGCGGAUAUCUUAUUUGUUUAAGUUGAUUAUGCGGGAUUUCUGCUAUGUUGUGGGCGAUUUGUUGCUAUCUAGAUCUGUAGACUGGCAGAUGAAGCUGGAGUUCGGUGAUGCUCAUCUCGUUACUGGGCGUUUACGUACCUAGAGUAGAGUAGAAUGUUUUUUAUUAGCAGGUUCUUCAUAUAGCCAGCUGGCUGGCUGGGGGUAGUUAGUUGGGACGUUGGACAUCUGCUUGAUAUGUUAUACAUACAUCUAGAAUCCUGGCUGUGGGGUUAUGUAGCAGAAGAAGAAGAGAAUCGGGGUUAUGAUAGGCGUUACGAUUGCGGGGUGUGUUGUGUACCUGAGUCACCGGAAAUCAUCAUUAGUCAAACUGCGGCUUGAAAGGUUAUUUCACGACC
Tricharina praecox is the source of this 2415-nucleotide messenger RNA. RefSeq lists its product as uncharacterized. The transcript is spliced from 2 exons. Gene Ontology annotation, molecular function: protein binding. The record is from RefSeq and is a predicted model, not a curated record. Bases 359 to 1948 code for a protein of 529 amino acids. Lineage: Eukaryota; Fungi; Ascomycota; Pezizomycetes; Pezizales; Pyronemataceae.